AUGUUGAAAUUCAAAUAUAACAAUCUUGACAAGAAUGACCUGACAACAGUCUUGACUGUCAUUAUCACAUUAUAUUUAACAUGGCAUCACCAAAUGUACCACACCCCUGAUGAUCUAGCUAUACAGCCUGAGACCCCCAAGCCUGCUUUACUCAAUAAAGAAUUCUUGCAUACAAACUUUGAUUUUCAAGAGAUUGAUGAGCCACUAAAAGUCUAUAAAAAGGCACCCAUGUAUAGUAUGGAUAAUUUCCACAUUCUUCAUCUGUUACUGUACAACCAGCUAUUUCAAUGUGGCUCAAUAUUGUCUUAUUCUGCAAUGCUUGCCUUGUCUUGA
Messenger RNA from Coccidioides immitis RS, 333 nucleotides. RefSeq lists its product as uncharacterized. The record is from RefSeq and is a predicted model, not a curated record. NCBI's taxonomy places the organism in Eukaryota, Fungi, Ascomycota, Eurotiomycetes, Onygenales, Onygenaceae. The coding region runs from base 1 to 333 and encodes 110 amino acids. The transcript has 2 exons.